Lentinula edodes (shiitake mushroom) is the source of this 2110-nucleotide messenger RNA. RefSeq lists its product as uncharacterized. Lineage: Eukaryota; Fungi; Basidiomycota; Agaricomycetes; Agaricales; Omphalotaceae. Bases 128 to 1864 code for a protein of 578 amino acids. Gene Ontology annotation, biological process: regulation of transcription by RNA polymerase II. The transcript is spliced from 4 exons. The record is from RefSeq and is a predicted model, not a curated record. Gene Ontology annotation, molecular function: RNA polymerase II cis-regulatory region sequence-specific DNA binding; DNA-binding transcription factor activity, RNA polymerase II-specific.
UCUGCUACCGAAUUCGGACAAGGCGUCUUUCUGGGCUAUCCCACACAUCUUCGCACCUUAAAUAGUUCUCCGUUUUUCGCUCCGUCUUUCGUUUGAGAUAUCCCUUCCUUUGUUUGCUUAGGAGCCGAUGAUUGACGACCCCAAAUCAUUGGGCAACGAGCUCAACUCAUACAACGUCGCUCAACUUCAAUUCGCCCUAGCCGACUCUAAAACUCAUUAUAUCAACGACUCUUCUUCACUUCUUGCUUCACCAGCACUAAUGCCCACAGAUCUCGACUACGAUUCUCGUCGAAUGUCCAGCUCGGGUACGUCUACUGCCGACACAGACAGUAGUAUUGUCUCCCGUGCAGAAAAACGGCCCAUGACGCCCUCGGAUUCACCCGAACCCAAGAAAUCUCGUCCAGCACUUGAUGUGGAUCCGUCUAACUGGGAAAUCAAAUCCGAGGACGCUAAGGUCCAGCUGCCGUCUAUCUUCACUACGUUCGAAGACGAUAACACUCUACGACCGCCUGCGAAUGAAUUUCGCCGUGCAUCUUUACCCACCUUGACAUCAGACCGUAUCAGGCAUUCGCCAUAUCCUCCGCCGAGUCUUCGUCAGUCGUAUGCUCCAACCACACAGUCUUCUCUUGCCGCGUACACUUUCCCCCCUUCGAAUCCUGCAGAUGACGACAAGAAUCGUUCAAAGGUUUCUACCGAUUUAUCCUAUAGUAUCACUGCAGGAUAUGAUUCGUAUCCUACUCCUGGCCUUUCCACUUCUUCCAAUUACGGUUCCCCUUCAGAUUUUAACCCUGGGGCUUAUCCAGAUGCGGACAGCAAUUGGCACAGCUCUCCCUCCGGAAUCGUGAGACCUAAUUCGACUCCCGGUCAACUUUCCGCUCCGGCCGUAAAAUACGAUGAAAGUUUACGCCAUGCGUCAUUUAGCGCCCCAACACAGGCACACAUGUUCGCAGGUUCGGCUCGUAUCUCGGGCCAUCAAGAUCGCAGGUCAUUCUCUGCGGGCAUAAAAACCGAGUGGAAUUUUCCCAACCCGGAUUUCCUUCCUCCUAGUGUCCCUCAAUACACUUCUCCCCAGAUGCCACCUGCGCCCUCAUCUGCUUCGCGCCCAUCGCAAUCUGUAUCUACCUCCACUCUGGUAGACCGCCCACAGCGUAAAAGGGGCAAACUACCAAAAGAAACCACGGACUUCUUGAAAGCCUGGCUUCACCGUCACUCCGAUCAUCCUUAUCCCAGCGAGGAGGAGAAAAAGCAGCUUUGCCAUGCCACUGGUCUUUCGAUGAGCCAGGUUUCGAACUGGAUGAUCAACGCUAGACGUCGUAUUCUUGCUCCUGCCCGACCUUCGACUAACCCCACAACGACCGCUCCCUUUCCUCCGACUGGUCGAAGCACUUCGCUCUCCGGCCUUCUUGAUCCAUUAGGCCGGCGCGCAUCUUUACCCGCGACUACUCCUGAUUCCUUGAAUCUUUACCACCCAAUGUCGCUUCCCUCGAUGCCCGGUGGUCAUUCCUCUGAUUACAUUGGUUCGGGCAGGAUACAUGGCUUACCGCAACCUCGGCCACAUCACCAUCAGAUGCCCGGCGGGAACCUCGAUUACCCUUCAACAGGAGGUCGUAAUAUGAACAUUUAUCCCAACUCGAUGCAACAGUCAUAUAUGAAUUCUUCUGUUCCAAUGUCUGCCCCACCAUCGCUCUCCGGAAAUCCGUUCUCUACUCAGGGCGGAAAUCAGUCGAUGUACUCGAAUAGUGCGGGAUAUCUUCAUAGUCCUCGUCUACCGGCUCUAGGUCAGGAUCAACCGCAUUAUUUCAGCGACGGAACUCCGCCCAAUAAUGGAUCUGCCCCGGGUUCAGGAUAUGGUACUCCUCAAUAAUGGCCUGGAAGUUGGGACUCUGUUCCUGGUGCACAAAAAGAUUCAAAUAGCAUUUGUACUUAGUCUUGCGCAUCUCUUGUUAAAUGUCUCGCAUUAUUUAUUUGCAGUGGGCGACCAUCGACAAUUGUGUCUUCAUUUUGUUCCAUUCCUUUGCACAUAUACCUUACAGCCUUUCUUUUCCUGCAACUUCACUCUUUGAUCACUGCUAUCGUGUGUUUGAAUCACCGUUAUAUCAUAAUAUUAUAU